Molecule: messenger RNA, 2737 nt
Organism: Amphibalanus amphitrite
Lineage: Eukaryota; Metazoa; Arthropoda; Thecostraca; Balanomorpha; Balanidae
Product: glutamate receptor 3-like
Exons: 9
Coding region: 116-1693 (525 amino acids)
Cellular component (GO): membrane
Molecular function (GO): ligand-gated monoatomic ion channel activity
Source: RefSeq, a predicted model, not a curated record
CAACGGCUGGAGUGGGCGGGGCGAUGACCAUAUAUGGUCAUAAAAUCAGAAAACUUUAUGACAACAGAAAAUCAGUGCGCAAGAUAAAUGUUUCGACAUUUUAAUUGCUAAAUCCAUGUGUCGUUUGGUUACCAUGUUUCAGAGCAACUGCACGGCGACGGUCACAGACGUGUGGACGUUUCCUAACGGCCAGCGGCCCCUGUUCGAGUCGUCCGGACAUUGGAGCGCCGCGGCCGGCCUCUGCCUCCGAGCCAAGAGGGCUGGCGGGCCCGCCUCGUUCCAGGGGAGGACAAUCCGCUUUGCCACGUCAAAUGCUACUGGAGAUGUGAUCUACGAUGCCGCGAACAAUGGAACGCUUAGAAAGACUGGUCUUCAUGGCAAUCUGAUUAAGUUUAUCGAGAAAAAGCUUCAAUUACGGGCGGAGAUCGUGCUGGCGCGCGAUGAGCACCUGUGCCGCGAUCCGGACUCGGUCCUGUGCGGCCCGCUGAAACUGGUCCGCCGACGGCAGGCCGAGGUGGCCGUCGGCCAGUUCCGUAUCCGCCGGGCCAGCCUGGACAUGGUGGACUUCACGCCCGGCCUGCAGGACUACUCGUACAGCUUCGUCGUGGCCAACCCCAACCGGCAGACGUCGGCGGCGGCGGUGAACUGGCGGGCCUACUCGCGGCCCUUCUCGCCGGCCGUGUGGCUGUGCGCGGCGGCCAUGGCGGCGCUGGUGUGGCUCAUCUGGUGUCUGGUGCAGCGCGCCGCCGACCGGCGACCCCCGCACCUCCGAGACACCGCCUGGUCGGUGCUCUGCAUACUGAUGCAACAAGGCGCGGAGCUGGCGCCGCGCUCCGUCUCGGCGCGCCAGGUGGUCGGCUGCUUCUGGAUCUUCUGCGUCAUCCUGCUGGCCAGCUACACGAGCAACAUCAUCUCGCUGCUGGUGUCUGUGGGGAGGGCGCUGCCGUUCAGCACGCUGCAGGAGCUGGCCGGCCGGCGCGGCUGGCGGGUGGCCGUCCAGCCCGGCGGAAGGGCCGACGCGCUGCUGCAGGGUAGAACAGAACUGCAAAAUCAUGAAAUCGUUUACCAGUCUUCUCUGAAGGAUAGUCUGGAGAGGAUUUUGCGCGAUGACAAGUUCACAGUAUUCGCAGGUCACACGGAGGCGGACCACCUGGUACGGAGCAGCUGCAGCCUGGUGUGGACGCCGCUCCGUCUGGACGUGGUGCACACACACUGGGCGCUGCAGAAACAACUCCCCUACGGCGCCCGCAUAGCCAACCUACUGAACCGGCUGGUGGAGGCCGGGGUGGUCUCACGCAGUCAGCGACCCUGGGCCGUAUCGCGCGGCUCGUGCCGCAAUCCCACCGCGUCGUUCCAGACCAUCUCCCUGCGCCACACGCUGACGGCGUUCGCGCUGCUGGCGGUGGGAGCUGUGGCCGGCGCUCUGCUACUCUGUGCAGAGCUGGUCUACCGACGCCGCGUCUGCCGACCGCUGCCGAGGACACCCCCUCACCAGCCGGCGACGCCCGUCAACGCGACCCCACAGUCCGCGAACGGCGCGACCCCACAGUCCGCAAACGGCGCGACCCCGCAGUCCGCGAACGGCGCGACCCCGCAGUCCGCGAACGGCGCGACCCCAGUGCCCCGGGCCACGCAAGCCACCGUGAACCGACGCGCGAAGGAGCCGUGCCCAGCCUGGCAGGAGCCGCAGUGACGGGAGACGGCCGGUACGGGGAGACGGGAGACGGGAGACGGCUGGUGCGGGGAGACGGGGAGACGGGAGACGGCUGGUGUGCGGCGCUGAGCGCUGACCAUGGCCGGUACGGCGCUGGCCGCCGACCACGGCCGGUACGGCGCUGGCCGCCGACCACGGCCGGUACGGCGCUGAGCGCGUCCGGUACAGCCGGCGUGGAGCACCGCCGACGCUCGGUGGCACCCGCAUCAUGAUCGCCUUUUGCCUAUACUAAUCUGUACUGCUAUGCUAACUAGUCGCUCGCUGCACUGAUGCUGGUCACUAACUGAUGUGGACCGGUUGGUCACUGAUGCAGACCGGUCGCUAACUGAUGUAUGCUGGUCGCUAACUGAUGUAUACCGGUCGCUAACUGAUGUAUACCGGUCGAUCACUGAUGCAGACCGGUCGGUCACUGAUGUGGUGGACCAGUCGGUCACUGUUUGGACUGAUCAGUCUCUGUACUGAUGUGAUCCAAUUACGUCACUGAGGUAAUCCGUCACCGACGCGGGACUGCGGCUAACACGAACGUUAGCACGGACUGUGGCGAACACGUUCACGUGCAGGGUUCUGAUGUCACGGGCAUGGAACGAAACGGGACGUAACAACACGGAAUGACAAUGACACGGAAUGACAGGGACACUGGCUUAAGUUCACACGGACUCUGGUUACGAUGAACAAUGAGCGUGCCGCAAGAUAUGUACAUAGUGUGAAUUAAUAUACAUUAAUAUUCAUGCCAGUAGUAGAGCAAUUAUAAUUACGACAUGAUUUUGAAACCGCUAUAGUCUGUUCCCUGUCAAGCUUGCAGCCGAUGUGCUCUGCUGAAAAGUGCGUGAUUUCUGUAGGUACAUACAGCUCUGAGCUCUUACAUUCAAAGACGCAAAUUUUUGAACGGAGGAGCGAACUGCCGAAGGAACUUCGACCGCAAGCUUGACAGGAGCAGACUAUAACAUCUUAGCUUUUCAACAUUUGCUGAAAUAAAUACAGCGUUCAUCAAUUUGCUGAAAUAAAUACAUCAUUGCAGGUAAA